This is a messenger RNA of Striga hermonthica, 1179 nucleotides long. The record is from the annotation of a GenBank genome assembly. Lineage: Eukaryota; Viridiplantae; Streptophyta; Magnoliopsida; Lamiales; Orobanchaceae.
AUGGCGGCAGCCGUCGUCUUCCACCUCCUCGGCCUCCUCCUCUCCGCCGCCGCCGCCGCAUCCGACGACCUCGGAACCCUCCUCCAAAUCAAAGCCGCCUUCCGAGACUCCAACCCCAAAUCAAUACUCGAUUCGUGGGCGGCCGAUGCCUCCGCCUGCGAGUUCCCCGGAAUCACCUGCGAUUCCGGCGGCUCCGUCACCGGAAUCGACCUCUCGAGACAGAACCUCCACGGCCCGCUCCCCGUGAACCGCAUCUGCCAGCUCAGAUCCCUAGAGAAGCUCUCCGUGGGUGGGAACAACCUCAGCGGCCGCGUUGCCGAGGAUCUCAACAACUGCUCCUCCCUCAACUACUUGGAUUUGGGUAACAAUUUCUUCUCGGGCCCUUUCCCUGACAUAUCCGCCAUGAACGGGCUCGUCUAUCUGUACGCCAACGCUAGUGGAUUCUCGGGCCCUUUCCCGUGGACCUCCCUCAAUAACAUGACCAAUCUUCAGGUUCUGAGCCUGGGCGAUAACCCCUUCCAUCGGACCCCUUUCCCGCGCGGGAUUCUGAAUCUCACCAACCUCAACUGGCUCUACUUGACCAACUGUAGCAUCGACGGCAAUAUCCCUGAAGAAAUCGGGAAUCUCGUACAACUAAUUAAUUUAGAACUUUCAAUGAAUAAUAUCUCCGGCGAAAUACCCAGAGGUAUCACAAAACUCAGUAGCCUCUGGCAACUCGAGCUCUACAAUAAUAGCUUAACAGGAGAAUUGCCUCCCGGAAUGAAAAACUUAACCAAUCUCGAGUUUUUCGAUGUCUCAACCAACUUUCUGCAAGGGAAUCUAUCCGAAAUCCGGUUUCUCAACAAGCUCAAGAGUCUGCAACUUUUCGAGAACCAGUUCUCCGGCGAAAUUCCGGCCGAACUUGGGGACUUCCGGAACCUGGUCAACUUAUCCCUCUACACCAACAAGCUGACGGGCACGCUUCCCGAGAAGCUCGGCUCCUGGGCAGAGUUCAACUUCAUUGACGUGUCCGAGAAUUUCCUGACUGGCCCAAUCCCACCGGACAUGUGCAAGAGGGGCACCCUGAAGAUGCUCCUGAUGCUGCAGAACAAGCUGACCGGUGAAAUCCCGAGCAGCUACGCCAACUGCACAGCGUUGCUACGGUUCCGGGGCUCUAAUCCCCGUCGCACUUUGUCUUAG